Cutaneotrichosporon cavernicola is the source of this 1674-nucleotide messenger RNA. RefSeq lists its product as uncharacterized. Gene Ontology annotation, biological process: transmembrane transport. NCBI's taxonomy places the organism in Eukaryota, Fungi, Basidiomycota, Tremellomycetes, Trichosporonales, Trichosporonaceae. Gene Ontology annotation, molecular function: transmembrane transporter activity. The coding region runs from base 1 to 1674 and encodes 557 amino acids. The record is from RefSeq and is a predicted model, not a curated record. The transcript is spliced from 2 exons. Gene Ontology annotation, cellular component: membrane.
AUGUCCCUCGACAAGUCGCUUCACAGUUCUCCCCGUCGUCCGUCAGACGGCACGCUCGCAUCAAUCCCGAACCCGCAGAGCCAUCCCGUGGGCGACUCGACGGCAGUCGACCUCACAGCACUCGACGACAAGAUUGUCAAGGACGUCGACGACGUCGUUGUCCCCGAGGACAAGAGCGAUGAUGAGACCUCUCCCACUCCUCCCCCCGUUGCAUCUCAGCGCAUGAAGUGGAUCCUUCUGUUCAUCUUUUCGCUGGCCUUCUUCAUCGAUGUCCUCUCCUACUCGGCCUUCUUCGUCCUCACGCGCGGCAUCGCCGUGGAUCUCAACAUCAGCUUCGAGAUGCAGUCCUGGAUUAUCACCAGUUACGCAGUCACGUUCGCCGCCUUUCUCCUCUUCUGGGGCCGCGUAUCGGAUCUCUACUCGGCAACAUAUGUGUUCACAUACGGUUUCUUAGCCCUCGGUAUCCUCAACCUCAUCAUUUCCUUCCUGCCGGAGAAAUACUCGUUCCUUGUUAUCCGCGCGCUGGCAGGAAUCGCCGGAGCCGGACUCAUCCCCUCGUCGUACAGGCUCAUCGCACACGUCUUCGCCCCACACGAACUCGCCAAAGCAUACACUCUAUACGGCAUGACUGGCGGCAUCUCAAAUGUCAUGGGCGUCAUUCUGGCUGGGUUUAUCGAGUACAUCCCGAACGGGGGACAGAUGAUUGCGUGGCGCUGGUUCUUCCGCAUCGUCGCCAUCAUCGUCAUCCCAUUCUCACUCCUCUCGCUCCGCCUCGUGCCGCUGCAGCACGGCGGCCUAGCUGCCGGCUCGUCUCGAUGGAAGCGCCUCGACGUGGGCGGCGCAUUCCUCGCCCUCGCCGCUAUUAUCAUGCUCAUCCUCGGCCUCACCCUUGGCGCCAGCCACGGAUGGCGUACCGCCGGCUUCCUCGUCCCCUUCCUUCUGUCCUUUAUUCUCUUCCCGACAUUCUUCGUAUACGAAGCUUACCUCGGGGAGGAACGUGCGAUGCUCCCAGCCAAGACCUGGCGCCUCCCCAACUUUGCCCUAUUCAUUGUCUUCUCGCUCCAGAUCUACCCGUGGUGGGGUGUCAACUUUCUCGGCUUGAUCGAAACUUGGAUGAGCAUCUACCACGAGCGCGCGAUCGUCGCAGCCGUUCGUACCCUCCCCGAAGGCCUGGUGGCACUAGUGAUCAGUGCCCUGCUGACGAUGGUUCCCAUCCUCGUCGCUCGUCCCCGCUGGACAGUGGCGACAGGCCAACUCUUUGGCGUGGUGGGAUACAUCCUCAUGACGCGCCCCACCAGCCUCGUCGGCAAAGACUACUGGCGCUUCAUCUUCCCAGGCAUGCUUCUCGGCUCGGCAGGUAACAUGGCCGCCUUCAUCGGCACAAACGUCGCUAUCAUGACCAGCGUGCCCGCCGAGAUGUCUGGUGUCACCGGCGCCGUCCUCCAGGUCGGCCUGCAACUCGGCGCUACCAUCGGCUUUGCGACACAAGCGGGCCUCCUCACCGUCAACGAGGGCGGUCUCUCCAACCCCGAGAACCUGCGUGCCAGCUUCUACUUCCAGCUCGGGUGGUGUGCGCUCUUCCUCAUCAUGUUCCUCGUCUUCUACCGCCCGUCCAAGGCGCAGGCUGCGUCCACUGCCGACGCCGCCGAGCAGGCGCGCCCCAUGGCCCAUUAG